AUGCCCGCAGCCCCCAAAGUCACACAAGCUGACCGGCCAUCUCCAGUGUCUUACGCCGACGUAGCUGCCAGCGGCCCCAAGCAGUCCCCCGAGGAGGCUGCCGCCCCCCAACCCCCCGAGGUCGUCACCACCGAGUCCGCCUCGACAGCCUCCCUCAUCGAUGUCGACGUCCCCAGCGUGCGCACCGUGCCCUCCGACUUCCUCGAGCAGGAUGUCCAGACGGAGACGCAAGCCCAGCGCCUGGAGCGCGACCACGAAGCCGCCAGGGUCAAGGCCGAGCGCGCCAAGAAGAGCGCCGGCAACAAGGCACGCGACGCCGACUCGUGGCUCGUCAAGCAGUUCUCGAGCCUGUCCGACGGCAGCGCCGGCGCCCUGGCCAUCACCAACGUCGCUGCCAUUGUCGGCGUCAGCUCCUACCUAGGCUAUCGUGCCUGGGGCCUGUACGAGGGGGGCAACUUGACCUGGAAGAAUGCCGGCGUGGGCAUUGGAAUCCUGGCCGGCGUGGGCGCCAUUGAGGCUGUUGUCGGCCGGUAUCUGUACAAGGGCAACAGGGACCGCUCGUCCUGA
Messenger RNA from Metarhizium album ARSEF 1941, 567 nucleotides. RefSeq lists its product as uncharacterized. The coding region runs from base 1 to 567 and encodes 188 amino acids. Gene Ontology annotation, cellular component: mitochondrial outer membrane. Gene Ontology annotation, molecular function: nascent polypeptide-associated complex binding. Lineage: Eukaryota; Fungi; Ascomycota; Sordariomycetes; Hypocreales; Clavicipitaceae. The transcript is spliced from 2 exons. The record is from RefSeq and is a predicted model, not a curated record.